UUCCGCUUGUUAUGAUUCGUCCACAGGCAAUCAACAUAGGAUGAAUGUGAACUUGUCGGGAACUCCCUAUAUGUUUUCGUAUGUAAACGCCCUCACUGCCAUCGGUUGUGAUGAUAUGGUGCUGCUAUCCAACGGAAGUUCAAUCCUCGGUGGCUGCUCUGCGUUUUGUGCAGACAAGAAUGUUACAAGCAGCGUCGAAAAUUGCCGUUUCAAUGUCUGUUGCCAGCAAGAUAUCAUGAUAGACUCAAGAACAGACCCAAGUUUGGUGAAAGCAGAACUAAUUGACUUGAGCGGAAAAGCACUACGCAAAAAGCUCUUUCCAUGCAGCUAUGCUUUUAUUCAGGAGAAAACUUUUUUAAAUGAAAGCGAAUUUUCAUAUCCUUUGUACUACCUGGACAACUCAACGGCAUUGGUAAAUGAUAAUUGGGCAUCAGCAACAAGACCGCCAAUCGUGCGCUUGGACUGGUUUUUUGGGAGCGAGAACUGCAGUCGAGCUAAGAAUUCCACAACUUACGCAUGUCGAGACGACAAGAGUGUUUGUGUUGAUAGCUAUUAUGGUAAUGGUAUUACAGGAUACACCUGUAGCUGCGUUCAAGGAUACGAGGGAAAUCCUUACUUACCGGGAGGAUGCCAAAAGUUUAAUACAAUACAUGCUAGUUCAAUUGCCAAAGUUGAAUGCUUAGAUCAAUGUGGGGAAGUAUUGAUUCCAUUUCCAUUUGGCGUGGGCCCAAAUUGCUACUUGGAGCCAUCAUUUGAAAUUGUUUGUAACACGACCACCAACCCGGCUAAACCCUUUCUUCGCCUCUUAAAUACUGAAAUCGUUGAGCUGAACUCAUCAAAAAUUGUGGUCAACUAUAUGAACAUAGCCUUCAACUUGCUACAAUAUGUCAGACUCUCGAGUUGGAAUUACUAAGCCAGAGGAGCGAAGAUUGACUAUUGACUUGUUGAAAACGCCGUAUAGAUUAUCAGAUGAUAACUGGAUCAAUGCAAUUGGCUGUGAUUUUAUGGCUGUUGGGAUUAUUGGAGAGGACAAACGUAGUUCUAUUCGCAGCAGUUGCGCCGCCAUUUGUUAUAUGCAGGGUAACUCAAUGUGCCAUUAUGGACCAGUAUCAUUUGGAGGUGAUGGUUGUUGUAGAGUACCCAUUCCAAGAGAUCAUUUGCAGGUACGACUUACCUUGAAGCAAAUUUGACCGAGCUUAGUGAACGACGCACAAAUAUUGAUGUUUCUUGCAGCUACUCCUUCAUUAAAUACAUUAAAGAAGUUGAUAGUUAUAGUACUGGAUUUCCGUUUAUGAAGAACGCAUCGGACUUCCGACUUGAUAAGGUAUCGGAAAAACCGAGCAUGGGUUUAGAUUGGAGGAUUGGAGUGGAUAAUUGCAAAGAUGCAGUGAAGGAUCAUGCUAAGUUCGUGUGUCAAGAUAACAGUGAUUGUGUUGAUUUUGAUGCUACGCUAGGAGGAUACCUCUGCAACUGCUCCAAAGGAUACAAAGGAAAUC
Messenger RNA from Salvia hispanica, 1496 nucleotides. Lineage: Eukaryota; Viridiplantae; Streptophyta; Magnoliopsida; Lamiales; Lamiaceae. The record is from RefSeq and is a predicted model, not a curated record.